Ostreococcus lucimarinus CCE9901 is the source of this 639-nucleotide messenger RNA. RefSeq lists its product with no specific name. Gene Ontology annotation, molecular function: uracil phosphoribosyltransferase activity. Gene Ontology annotation, biological process: uracil salvage. The transcript has a single exon. The record is from RefSeq and is a predicted model, not a curated record. Lineage: Eukaryota; Viridiplantae; Chlorophyta; Mamiellophyceae; Mamiellales; Bathycoccaceae. The coding region runs from base 1 to 639 and encodes 212 amino acids.
AUGCUCGUGCUCGUGCCGCCGCAUCCGCUGUUGAAGCACUGGUUGGGGGUGGCGAGAAACGUGCAGACGCCGACGCCGAUUUUCCGAGCCGCCAUGGCGGAGAUUGGACGGAUUCUGAUUUACGAGUGCGGCAGAGAUUGGUUGCCAACGUUCGAGGCGCAAGUGCAGGGACCGCUGGCGAUCGCGGACGUUGAAUUCGUGAACCCCGAGAAACCGGUGGCGGUGGUGCCGAUUUUACGCGCCGGGUUGACGCUCUUGGAGGAAUCGGCGAGCGUGCUUCCGUCGAGCGUGACGCAUCAUCUCGGGUACGUGCGCGACGAAAAGACGCUCGAACCGAAGAUGUACCUCAACAAGCUCCCCGCGUCGUUCGCGGAAGACGCGCAAGUGUUGAUUAGCGACCCGAUGUUGGCCACGGGCGGCACCAUCGUCGCCGCCGUCGAAGAAAUCGUCUCCCGAGGCGCAUCUCCGUCCAACAUUCGAAUCAUCUGCGUCGUCGCCUCUCCACCGGCGUUGACUCAACUUAGCGAGCGAUAUCCGGGCCUCCGCGUGUACGCGGCGAUGAUCGACGAGGUCUUGAACGACGACGGCUACGUCGUCCCCGGACUCGGCGACGCCGGCGACCGCGCCUUCGGCACGUAA